This is a messenger RNA of Prorocentrum cordatum, 2523 nucleotides long. NCBI's taxonomy places the organism in Eukaryota, Dinophyceae, Prorocentrales, Prorocentraceae. The record is from the annotation of a GenBank genome assembly.
AUGGCGCGCUCCUCGCGUGGCGGCAGCAGUGGCGAGCGCAGCGGGCCGUGCUGGAUGUGCAGCUGCGGAGGUUGGAACUGGGACUGGCGAUCCUCUUGCCUCAGCUGUGGGCAUGCGGCGCCGCCCUGGGCUCUGGGUUCGGCCCCCGCCGUGGCGAAGCCCGAGGCUGACAAGGGCGGAUGGGUGGGCCAGCCGAGGGGGCGCAAAGCCCAGCGGCAGGCCCGCAACGCUGCCGCGCGAGCGGCAUCCGCCAAGUCGCAGACCUCGGCUUCUGCGGCCAGUGGGGCGCCAUGCGGCGGCGGAGUUACGGCGAUCGAGAGGCUGCAGGCGACGGCCGAGCAGCUGGAGGCGCUGCUGGCUGGGCCGCCCGAGGGCGUGGACGGCAGCUUCGCCGGCGUCGUGGCCAGCCAGCUGGAGGCGAAGCGGGCAGAGCUGGCCAGGGCCCAGCAGGCAGCAGCGGAGCAGAAGGCCGCCACCAUGCCGCGGUCGACGCUGCUGCACAAAGAGGCCAACGCCAUCAGCAAGGCGGAGAAGCGGCUCCGCGCAGCCCGCCAGGACUUGGAGCAGAAGCAGGUGGCGCGCGACCUCGCGGAGGCCCAGCUCCAGAAGGCCCAGGAGGAGCUCGCGGAGCUGGACGGCGCGCUGGAGGAGGCCAGCAGGGCGCUCCAGGUCCUCGAGGAAGCCGCCCGUGAGGAGGCGGAGGCGAGGCAGCGCCAGCGGGCCGCUGAGUGGGCAGGAGCCAGCCAGGUACCAGGGCUCCUCACGCAGCUGGACAAGCUGCCAGAAGCUUGGGCCUCCAGCAACUUCGAGGUCGCAUGGGCAGCCAUCCGCGCCCAGAUGGAGGCGGUGCGAGCGCAGCUCGCUGGGCCCCCCCUGGCCCCCACGCAAGCACCGCGGGCAGAGUCCUGCCCCAUGGGCGAGAUCAGCAGCGACGACGGCAACCUCGCAGGCGGCGGCAGCCCCUGGCAGCCCCAUGCCGCAGCGGAGCGCGGCCAAGCUGGGCGGUAUGGCAACGCGCUUGGCGAGUGGCCGCAGGUGGCACAGGCCUGCGAGCGGGGGCUGGCAGCCGAGGCUGCGGACCUGCUUGGCGACAGCGGCGCCGAGGUGGCCCGCCUAGGCAGCAAGCGGCCCAACGCCCUCGGGGAAGCGCCCGCCCCACCGGCGCCAGGGCGGGCAUCGGCGGCGGCGCGGGGCGCCAGUGUUCGGCAGGCGGAGAGCGCCCUGGCCGAUAUGGAGGCAGCCACAGCAGCGGCCCGUGAGAAGGACGAGGUCGGGGCCCUCGGGUUCGGCAUUAGCGAGUGGAGCGACCUCAUUGGCCAAGCAGGCGUACCUGGGCAUCCCGAGGCGACGGCAGUGACGGCAGACGUGCUGCAGUCAGCCGAGCUGCCGCCCAGGAUGUCUGCUCGGGGGCUGCGGGCUGCAGCAGCCAGGCGCGCAAGGGCCGCCACUGGGGAGCGCUGCGCCUCGCCCACCGACGCGGUGGUGGGGGCCCUGGAGCAGUUCGGCUGGUACCUCGAGUCGGAGCGGUACAUGGUCGCGGAUCUCUUUGACGAGUUCGAUCCCAUGUUCCUCGGGCCUCGGGCGCUGAGCAUUGAGGCUAGCUCGGAUGCUCGGCAGGCCUCCAACCGCUAUGAGAGGCGGGAGCUCUGUGCCUACAUCUCCGGCACGCACUGGACGGUGCGUAUUUGGAGGGUUCGCAGGCCAGUCGACGGCAAGUUCAACGGCAAGCUGUACCCCGAAGGCUCUGCCAAGGAUAGCGAAGGGCUCCCUCCUGCUGGCGAGCGGCGCCAGGUGCAGGCCGCUGCGGCCGCGGAGCCUCCUCUGGCUGGAGCGGCCCUCGGCGUCGGCCCUCCCGCCAAGCGGCCACGCCUGGAGGGCAGCCGCUCGACGGGGAGCAGCGCGACCGCCCUCUCGGCCACUGCCGUCGCCUUCAGCAUCCUGGGCCACGCGCUCAGCUACGCCUGCGCGGGCGAAGGCGAGGACACUCAGGAGAUCGUGGCCUGCUCCAAGUGCGGGGCCUGCAAGGUGAUGGGCAGCCACGCAGGAGCCAAGCCUCGCCCGAAGGAACGGUGCCCAGGCGACAUGACGAACAAGUCAGGCAGAAACCAGCGCAGUCUGUGGGGGCGAGGGCUCCACCCUGGAGGCAGGCCACAAGCGGACAAUCAGAGAGUGAAGGGAGAGGGCGUCCCCGCUUUGCGCUCGCAUGGGCCAGUGCCAGGACGCGCCCAGGAGCGCUACCUGGAGUGGCUCGGCAUUGAAGCGGAGUCUGCAGGUGGUGCCUCGGCCGCGGCCGGCGGCUCCGGCAGCGGGCCAGCUGCGCCCGCGGCGGUGCAGGCGGCGGAGGCUGCAGCUGCCAGCCUGCCCCUGCAGCGGCCAGCAUCGACGAGAGCUGGGCUCCUCGGCGUGCACGGGACCACCGAGGAGGAGUACACAGCCGCGGGCAGCGCGGCGAUCGACGGCCAGGUGAGCCGCAGGGUCCGCCGCCGUCUGGCACACCGCGGCCCGCAGUCUGAGAGUGAGUGA